This is a messenger RNA of Topomyia yanbarensis, 2968 nucleotides long. RefSeq names its product protein regulator of cytokinesis 1-like. Bases 333 to 2534 code for a protein of 733 amino acids. NCBI's taxonomy places the organism in Eukaryota, Metazoa, Arthropoda, Insecta, Diptera, Culicidae. The record is from RefSeq and is a predicted model, not a curated record. The transcript has 5 exons. Gene Ontology annotation, cellular component: spindle; mitotic spindle midzone; cytoplasm. Gene Ontology annotation, molecular function: microtubule binding. Gene Ontology annotation, biological process: microtubule cytoskeleton organization; mitotic spindle midzone assembly.
AAGAAAACAGCCCUGUGAGCAUUUUCGAACCGAUUCGUGAAUUUCAGUUCAUUGGUUCAUAGCAGGCCAUCUUCCAAUUCUACACCGUUUCGCUGAACCGAUUCGUUUUCUUUAACGUUUUUUCACAUCGUUCAAAGCGAAACAAUUGAGGAACGCGCGUUGUCCUGAAAAAAAGAAUAUCAGUUGCUAAAUUUUCCUGAAUAAGACUGUGUUUCGUUUAUGUCAGAGAAAUUGGCUUGGCCGACCGUUUGUUGGAUAGAGUGUUUCUGGAAAUCUAUUGGCAUCGAAAGCUGCUUUUGUUACGCCGAUAGCUCUAUUAUUGUGAUAGUUGAAUGGAUAUGGAUGCUUCCGUUGGUGAAAUUAGUUGCCUGAGCGAAAUUAAACAAAACGUGAUCCGCGAGGCCCACGAUAUUGCUACCGUUUCGAUUAAUCGAAUAAGUAACCUGUGGUCGGAGAUUUUUGAUGAGCACAUCUGCCAAGAUCACAUGAGUCGACUGCCGGAGCACAUUCAAACAUUUUUCGACGAGGUUUACGAGGAAAGCGAAAACCGCAAGAAGAAAAUUUUGGAAACAAUCGAAAAUCUCCGACAAGAGGCACUCAAUCUAAAACGUCUGCUGCGGGAAAACGAAAAGGAGCUUGAUAUUGAACCGGAAAUGCCUCUGCACAUCGUUCAAAUCAAUUUGGAUCGCAGUUUGGAGUGUAUGCGUGAAAAGCUGAAGAUUCGCCAUGAUCAGAUCGAUGAGUAUCUAUUCGAACAGGAGACCCUUUGUGAAGAACUUGGGGAGUCUCUUCGCGAACUAACAAAGGAUCCACUACCGUCAGCAGCCGAAAUGCAAGAUUUCCGUUCGUAUCUUGAUGGUCUUCGAGUGGAGAAGUUACAGCGAUUCGACGACAUCGCAGCGAUGCGUCGGGAAAUCAAAAUUUUAAUGGGUCAUUUAGAUAUCACUCCGCAGUCGGAUCGCCAGGACGAGCUGGUCAAUGCGCGCAAUUUUCCUCCAACCAGAUACAAUCUAACAGAUCUGAGACACUUGCAUGAAUCGGUUUGUUCCCAGUACGAGCAUCUUAAGGACAACAUCGACAAAAUGCGUUCUAAACUACAGAACCUGUGGAAAUAUUUAGCGAUUCGUCCUUCAGUUGUGAAGAAAUUUGAAAAGUACAACGAUUAUACACAGACAACGUAUGACAAACUUUUUACCGAGCUGGACCGAUGCGAGGUCAUGCGACGGGAAAAUAUUCAGGCGUUUGUCGACAGAACCCGGGCGGAGAUCGUGCAAUGGUGGGACAAAUGUCUUAAAUCCGAUGAAGAACGUGCGAGGUUUUCAACUUUCAAGAGUGAUGUUUACAAUGAAGAUUUACUGACACUGCAUGAGAUGGAACUGAACGAUUUGAAAGAAUAUUAUAGCAAUAAUGCAGCAAUUUUUCAACUAGUUGAACAGCGACGAGAAAUGUGGGAAAAAAUGAUUGUAUUGGAAGAAAAGUCCCACGACCCAUCGCGAUAUAACAAUCGGGGUGGAAAAUUGCUGGAGGAAGAAAAAGAACGCAAACGAAUAAGUAUCCAGCUACCGAAAAUAGAACAGCGAUUGAUGGAGGCUUGCAAACGAUACGAGGAAGCAAACAAACGAAAAUUUACUAUUUUCGGUGAGAAUGUUGACGAUGUUAUUCAAGAACAGUGGAAAAAACGAGAAGAAGGCAAAUUGAAGAUUUCUAGCGCCCGCAAGAAGGCUAAUUUGGCCACACCAACUGCGAGCAACAGAACUGCUGCCCUUGUGCGAACUCCUAAAACUGCGGAAACAAUGCUGAAACAUACAAGUAUUAGCAGCCGCACUAGGUUGGGAGUACCAGAACCCACAUUCAAAAGUUCCGCCAAUAAGAAACUUUCCGCGUCCAAAUUAUCUUCAGCUGGGCUGAAACGAAAACUGCCCUCGCCCAAAUCUGGAGCAGUGAAACGCUCAUUGCUUAAGGAUCUAAAUGGAAGCUCGAAGGCUUUUUUAAAACCCGGUGUUCCGGUGUCCGCUAGCAAAAAUCGAGUGAUCCCCAAAUCUCCAGGUAGAAUUCCUGCCGUUACAGUCUAUGAAACGAAAAAUGGUUCGUCUGUUGCUCAAAAGAGGCGAUCGCGACGAAAGUCACACAAGGCUGGCCGUAGUGUUUCAAAAGCCCGACCAGACAUCAUCGUCACAUCAGAUUCGGAUAGCACUAUGCGAUCCGUAUCAGUAUCCUAUGAACACUUUGAGAAUUUCUUUGAACAAAACACUCCAAAUCGUUCAUCCCUAAUGCCAGAACGUGGAGCAGCCUCAUCAUCGACGGCUCUUGCAGGUGGAACUCGCGCAAUCACCCGGCAUAAUCGACGAAACAACGGUACUAAUAUGCUUAGUUCCACAAAUACCGCAUUCGGCACUCCGUCCAAAAUAACGCUUCGCGCACCAUCUGCUUCGAGCACGAUGAUAGCGAGCACCAUUCGAUCUCCAGCGGCGAACAUCACAUCUAGCGGAAACAAGCUCAUGCCAGCAUCGAAGAACUGUCCAAUUAUAUUCUAGGGCUCGAUUUUGAAUCGGCACCUGUUCGUACAACGAUUACACGUUCCGCGCAGAUUGCAAUAUUUGGAUGUUGGCGGUGCUCGUUAAUAAUUGUGUUCGCCUUCUACCCAAAGGGUGAAGGGUGGCAACCGGCUGCUUCAUAAGCGUAACUUAUUCAAUAGUUUUCGUUAACUUUUUUUUCAGUUCACGGGAUUUUAUUGUAUUGCUGUACUAUAUAUAUUUUUAACUAUCUAAGCAUCAAAAGAGAACAAUAAUUAUUUUUAGUAAAUUUUUCGUCUUUGAUUAAGAAUAUAAGGCGUUCUUUAAAGUGGUCAACUCAACCCACAGCUCUCUCAGAUGCAAUGGCGUCUCCAUCUCCCUGUUUUGCAAAUGUGAACUUUCAAAACGUCUCAGAGUGUACGAACCAACCAAUGUAUAAAGUUCAAUAAAAUAUC